Gastrolobium bilobum is the source of this 693-nucleotide messenger RNA. RefSeq lists its product as uncharacterized. The record is from RefSeq and is a predicted model, not a curated record. The annotation marks the transcript as partial. NCBI's taxonomy places the organism in Eukaryota, Viridiplantae, Streptophyta, Magnoliopsida, Fabales, Fabaceae. The transcript is spliced from 5 exons.
CAUAUGAAGAGGUCUCAGAGUAAAAUCGCCUUGAAGAAUGGCAGCAAAGGGGAUGAGGUUGACGAGAAUGUGAGAGAAUCGAAGCGUCCUCCAUUGCAGCGGAGAGCCAGUGCUCGCAUCCAAGCGAUUAUGCAGAAAGCAGCUGACGAGCUUGAGGUCGUAGAAGACAAGAAUGAAGGUAGUGAGAUGGCCAAAGAGAACAAGCUCCAUAGAAAAAGUCGUAGUGAAGAGAGUGUUGGUGAGGCAGAGGUAGUAGAGGUAGACGUUCGUGAGGUCGAGGUUGUGGAAGGAAGUGUGUAUAUGGAGAAUGAAGUUGGUGUUUCAGCUGAGAGGAGUGAACCUCUCAGUGUUGACGAGACAAUUAGGCUGUUUAAUGAGCAUUACCUUUCUCAUCUUCAGAAAAAGAAGAAAAAGCCGGAAGUGUGCGCCAAGCUUGAGGUUGAGGAUGUGGGAGGAAAGGAGGAUACUGAAAAUGCAGUUGGGGUUUUGGCUAAAAAGAGUGACUCUGUUAAGGUGAAGGAAACGAUUAGGUUGUUUAACAAGCACUAUCUUCAUUUUAUUCAGGAAGAAGAGACGAGAUGUGGGAAGAUACAAGCUGAAAAGGUUUCAAAAUCUAAGAAAGGCGCUCCACCUGAAGAUUUAAAGUCCAAAGCCAAGAGGCCUGAUUUGAAGGCCAUGUCAAAGGUGUCAUAA